Rana temporaria (common frog) is the source of this 1015-nucleotide messenger RNA. Its product is annotated as outer dense fiber protein 3-like. The record is from RefSeq and is a predicted model, not a curated record. Lineage: Eukaryota; Metazoa; Chordata; Amphibia; Anura; Ranidae. The coding region runs from base 152 to 922 and encodes 256 amino acids. Gene Ontology annotation, cellular component: cytoskeleton. The transcript has 7 exons.
GGUGGCCAUGUCCUUCUGGCAGUGCAUGGACACCUAAAGAAGGACCCUGCCAGAGAGGAAGAAACGGCUCAGGAGUCAGGACCUGAACAUCACUGGCCUUCAGUCAUACGUCUUUGUGCAUGGUUUCUGACAUCCCGCAUAUCAGCUCACUAUGACGUCUGAAGCUUAUAUUGGAACCUGGAGGCCCCACAGACCCAUAGGGCCAAUUUCAGCUCUUUACACCAGCCCAGGACCUAAAUAUGCAUUGCCAGGGACCACAGGUUACAACCAGCACGAUCCUAGUAAAUACAGAGCACCUGCAUAUAGCGCUGGUAUUCGCCGUUUAAUUUUUGACGAUAACUGCUCCCCAGGACCAAAGUAUCUAGUGCCAGCUAAUAUCACCAUCAGGGGCAAAGUUGGCACACCAGCAUAUUCACUCUAUGGAAGACCCAAGGAUCUAAACGCUUUCAGCACUCCUGGACCAGGUAGUUACGUUAUUGAGAGUGCUGAGAAAUAUGCUUAUCGGUCAGCUCCAAAAUAUUCGCUAGGUUCAAGAACAAGGACAUUUAGCAAUGACCAAACACCAGGUCCAGCAGCAUAUACGCUUCCACCUGUGCUUGGGCCAGAAAUUGUUAGCAAAUCAUCGGCACCAAACUUCUCUAUGAUUGGACGAAGCAAGAUAGGAAGCUUCCAUGAAGAUCUUCAGAAAACACCAGGACCUGGAACCUACCGCACUGUUGAGCCAUCAACAUAUAAAUAUAAACCUCCAAAGUACAGUAUGACCGCCAGAAACUCCCUGCCUGGAGACACCACACAAAAACCAGGACCAGGAGCCCAUAGUCCAGAAAAGGUGCACUUGUCUCAACGUCAAGCCCCCCGGUUCUCCUUCGGAAUGCGACACUCUGAGUAUGUUACUCCAUUGAUUGUGGAUGUAAAAGACUAAACAGCAGUCUACGAGUAUGGACCUACUGUCAGAAGAAGAACAAAAAAGCAAAGCUAUGCUUUGCUAUUAAGAAUUAAAAUUGUACAACUAAAA